This is a messenger RNA of Monopterus albus (swamp eel), 1845 nucleotides long. RefSeq names its product solute carrier family 6 member 20 (gene slc6a20). The coding region runs from base 1 to 1800 and encodes 599 amino acids. The record is from RefSeq and is a predicted model, not a curated record. Gene Ontology annotation, biological process: glycine transport; L-proline import across plasma membrane; sodium ion transmembrane transport. NCBI's taxonomy places the organism in Eukaryota, Metazoa, Chordata, Actinopteri, Synbranchiformes, Synbranchidae. The transcript has 11 exons. Gene Ontology annotation, molecular function: proline:sodium symporter activity; L-proline transmembrane transporter activity. Gene Ontology annotation, cellular component: apical plasma membrane; plasma membrane.
AUGGAAAAAGGUGCAAGACCCAACUGGGACAACCCCAUGCAAUUUUUGCUGGCAUGUAUAUCAUAUGCAGUUGGACUUGGAAACGUGUGGAGGUUUCCAUACCUCUGUCAAAUGCACGGUGGAGGGGGAUUCUUGAUUCCAUAUCUUCUCAUGCUGUUUCUGGAGGGUAUGCCCUUAUUCUAUUUAGAGCUUGCCAUUGGUCAGAGGAUGCGUCUAGGAAGCAUUGGAGCUUGGACUGCCAUCAGCCCUUAUUUGGGAGGCGUGGGUCUUGCUGGUGUUGUGACAUCCUUGUAUUUAUGUCUCUAUUACAAUAUCAUCAAUGCAUGGAGUUUCUGGUACCUCUUUCAUUCAUUUCAAUCAGCCUUGCCCUGGGCAGACUGUCCCAUCAAUUCAAACAGGACAGGACCUGUAGAGGAGUGUGAAAUGGCUACACCCACCCAGUACUUCUUCUACAGGGAAACACUAGACAUUUCUUCUUCUAUUGAAGAGAAUGGAGAUAUUCACACAGGCCAGGCACUGUGCCUCCUGCUUGCAUGGGUGAUUACGUACCUGUUCAUUAUACGAGGAAUAAAGUCAACUGGAAAGGUGGUAUACUUCACAGCCACAUUCCCAUAUGUGGUCCUAUUUAUCUACCUGAUUCGGGGUAUCACUCUUCAUGGUGCCAUCAAUGGUGUUAAAUACAUGUUCACACCCAAGAUGGAACAGCUUGCCAACCCUACUACAUGGAUCAAUGCAGCCACUCAGAUUUUUUUCUCUCUGGGUUUGGGCUUUGGAUCACUCAUAGCUUUUGCCAGCUACAACCAGUACAACAACAACAUUGAGUUCCAGGCCAUCAUUGUCUCCCUCAUCAACAGUGGAACUUCCAUUUUUGCCAGCUUUGUCACCUUUGCUAUCUAUGGGUUUAAGGCCACUAUCAACUAUGAGAACUGCCUGGAGAGGACACGCUUACUGCUGCUGAAUGCCUUCAAUCUAGCAGAGGACAGUGUUACCAUUGACAGUGUCUUUGAGUGGAUUGAGAAGCUAAACACAACAUAUCCGCAGCAAUUUGAUAUAAUUGCCAACAAACUGGAAAACUGUGACCUGGAGAGUGAGCUAAACACUGCAGUAGAGGGAACAGGUCUGGCCUUCAUUGUAUACAGUGAGGCCAUUAAGUACAUGCCAUUACCCCAGCUGUGGUCGGUAUUGUACUUCAUCAUGCUUCUGCUGUUAGGAUUGGGCAGCAUGCUGGGCAACAUCACUGCUAUCAUCACUCCGCUACAAGAUUUCAAGGUUGCAUCCCGCAUGAGCAACGAGUUGUUUAGUGGAUUAGUGUGUUUAUUUUGUCUGCUGCUUGGCUUGGGCUUCACCACCUCAUCGGGGAAUUACUGGUUCACCAUGUUCAAUGAUUACGGAGCCACUUUGUCCCUACUGGUUGUUGUUCUCAUUGAGGUCAUAACAGUCAGUUACAUCUACGGAAUUAAAAGGUUUGAAAAAGACAUAGAAGACAUGCUCGGUCAUCGUCCCAACUGGUACUGGAAGAUCAUGUGGGCAGGAACCAGUCCCCUUCUCCUUAUUGUUCUCCUCAUCUCCUACAUCAUCAACUAUAUCCAGGGAGGGGCACCAACAUACCAAGCAUGGAACAUAGAGCUGGGUAGGUCUGUGGUGAUGGAGUAUCCCAUUUUUGGUCAAGUGUUCAUUGGGCUACUGCUGGUAUCGUCAAUCAGCUGUAUUCCCAUCACAGCUCUGUAUGUCUACUGCAAGAAGAGGAAUGAUGGAAACCAUCACAAGAGGCAGUAUUCCAUAAGCACAGUCUGUGUUUAGUGACGAGACAAUGACCAGCCUUUUUAGUCACCUCCAUAUUUCUAU